Molecule: messenger RNA, 3136 nt
Organism: Drosophila suzukii
Lineage: Eukaryota; Metazoa; Arthropoda; Insecta; Diptera; Drosophilidae
Gene: cutlet
Product: chromosome transmission fidelity protein 18 homolog
Molecular function (GO): ATP hydrolysis activity; ATP binding
Source: RefSeq, a predicted model, not a curated record
UGCCUUAGAACAGCUGUUUCCGUUUGCACUUUUGGCGGGAAAAUAACUUCCAAAUUUGUUUACAAUAUAAAGGAUUUUGCGGUCGUAAUUCGCGAAUAUCCAGGAUGGAUCAGUAUCCCGAUGAGAACGAGGAGUACGAGCUGCAAUACCAAGAUGAACUGGAGCUACUGGAGGAUUUGCCGGACGAGUUCAAUGAGGCUCCCGCUCCCAGCACCUCGAAACAAAAGGAAAACCAGGCUCCUCCCUUAAAGGAUGUCUCCCGCCUGGGUAACUCCACUCUGGGAUCGCCUCAGCUUUCACAGAUUACUUUUGGAGCGAGUCAGUUGGGAACAGAAGAUCUAGAAGCAGGAACUUCUACUGGAGGCCUUGUAAAUCGACGGCUAUUUGGGACUCCCAAGGGACCACCGGUGGGCAGAGGCUGCUCCACGCCCUUCCAGCGAAUGCCCGCCAUCCAGGAGCUGGAGAGCACCCAACUAACUAGUCGGGGAUUCGACGAGGAGCCCGAGAAUCCCGCCGCCAAUCAACUCCAGGAAGUGGGUCUCAAAAACCUCAAUAAGCGCCGCCUGGAACGUGAUCUCUUCGGGGAUAUAGAUGACCUAUUUCACGAGUCCUACGAGGAUCCCAUGGUCAAAAAGGCCCGCACCGAGGAGCAGCGAGAUCACGAGGCCAUUGAUAAGAUCCUCGAACUCCGCCGCAAAUUGCGCGAGUCCAGCAAAACGCUGCGAAAAGAUGAUGUCAGUCGGUUGAAGGCGCUCCAUGACUUCAAGAUGCGGAAUCUCUCCUACGACAUACCCAACUGGCCCUUCCUAGCCAUCCAACGCAGCGAUCUCGAGCGGAUCUAUGUCCGUUUCCACUCCGAGGACUACGAGCAAAGGCAGCUGGACAUGAUCAGCGCCCGGGGCGAAGUGGUGGGCAGUCUCUUGGGUGAGGCUAAGGAGAAGAUCUGGCAGGAGGCCAGCGAAAUAGUCUUAAGUCGCUUGGAAGUGGAAAAAGAUUCAGAUGUAACCUUAGUACCCACCGAUUCCCACACCCAACCCGAUCGCCUUUGGGUGGACAAGUACAAGCCGAGGAAAUACAUUGACCUGCUGUCCGAUGAGAUGACCAACAGGAGUCUGCUCUACUGGCUAAAAAUGUGGGACAAGGUGGUCUUCGGCAAGGCCUUUCACAGCAAACAGGAACAAGAGGCGGUGACGGGAGAAGGAGGAGCCGCUGGUGGAGGAGCUAAUAAUCAGCUGAACAGCUUUAAUAAGCGCACUGGCAAAUUCGAAUCCAACGGCGGUUGGCGGCAGCGCAAAUCUCGCCAGGCCCUCAACACAAAUGUGGAUGCUUUGGGCAGACCCAUGCAGAAGGUGGCCUUGCUAUGUGGUCCUCCAGGUCUGGGCAAGACCACUCUAGCUCACACCAUAGCCCGGCAUGCUGGGUAUAAUGUGCGGGAGAUCAACGCCUCCGAUGAUCGCAGUCCAGAGGCCUUUAAACUGGCCCUGGAGAAUGGCACACAAAUGUCUUCGGUGCUGAAUGCAGACAAGAGACCCAACUGCAUAGUUCUAGAUGAAAUCGAUGGCGCUCCCCGGCAGUCCAUCGAGUAUCUGGUCAAAUUCAUCAGCGAUGGGAUCUACAACAAAGUAAAAGCCAAGGGCGCCAAGGCGGAGCACAACGUCCUAAAGCGACCCAUCAUCUGCAUCUGCAACGAUGUCUACGAUCCCGCCCUGCGUCCCCUAAGACAAGUGGCCUUCGUGGUCACCUUUCCGCCCAUCGAUGCUGCGCGUCUGGCGGAAAGGUUGGUUAAGAUUGCCCACAGAGAGCAGCUAAAGACAGAUUUUGGUUCACUGAUUGCCUUGGCUGAGAAAUCUGGAAAUGAUGUCAGAAGCUGUAUAUCCUCCAUGCAGUUUUUCAAUGCCCAAAAACACAGUUUGACCCUGCAAGAUGUGCUCAAUAAUAACCUGGGACAAAAAGACAGACAUCAGGGACUUUUCGCUGUGUGGGAUGCUAUUUUCCGAAUCCAACGUCCACGUAAAACCCUGCAAACAGACGCCAAUAAGAUGGAUGAACCCGGCCAGGUCACAAUGACCAAUAUGUCGGUAACCACACGAGUUCGCAAUGUUUUAGAUGUUGUCCACUCCAGUGGGGACUACGAAAGACUAACCCAGGGCGUUUACGAGAACUACCUGCAGCAGAAGAUGCCCGAUCCGAACUUUACGGGCGUGUGCGAUGCCCUCAAAUGGUUCUGCUUCACGGAUACGGUGCAGCAUCAGAUUAGCAGACAGCAGAACUACAGUGUGUACCCGUACCUGCAGUACGGCUUUGUCGUCUGGCACCUGCUGUUCGCCACACUGGCCUGGCCGAAAAUUGCAUUUCCCACGCGUGGCUUUGAGCUCCAGCAGAAGAGCACCAAUCAGAGGAACAUCUUCCAGGCCCUGUGCAAGGGUGUCACCACCUCGGCUUUGGGCGUGGGUCAGGGCAAGACGCUGCUCCUGGACACGGUGCCGCUGCUAAAGAGGAUUCUGUCGCCCCAGUUGCGCUCCGUGGCGGUGCAGCUGCUGUCUCUGAAGGAGCAGCAGGACCUACGGCACACCAUCGAGGUGAUGGUUGAUCUCGGCCUGACUUUCGUGCAGGUCAAGUCCCAGGAAGGCCACUAUGUCUUCCAAACAGAGCCCGAUCUGGAUGCACUCAGUGCUUUUCCAGGUUUUACUGGCCUGUCGCUUCCCUACUUCAGUCGCCAGCUGAUAGCCCGCGAGGUGGACCUGGAGAGAAUCCGGCGAGCUGCCCCCAAGGGUGGUGCACCUUCAGCCCCCUCAGCAGCCAAGAAGAAAUCCUCGGCUGCUGCAGCUCAGCUGCCCAAUCAUUUGCAAACAUUGAAGCCGAAACCAAUUUCGGCGCCCAAUGUGCACAGUGCACCCAAACAGCAGCUCACCAAGGACUUCUUUGGUCGGAUCACUCACAAAUCAAGUUCCAAAAAUUCAGUAGAGGAUGCAAAAACCGAUGCCAUCGUGAAGAGCCCCAUUUGGUAUCGCUAUAAGGAGGGCUUCAACAAUGCCGUCCGCAAGGAUGUUCACAUACACGAACUGCUUUAGCCAACUUAAGUCCGUCACUUAAUUUAUUUAAAAAUGUACAAUUAAAAAAAUUUAAUUUUAUAAGC